UAAAAAUAGGUCACCUGUGGUACACAAACGGCGUCAUGCGAGCGUUUAACACCUGAUCUUCACAUUUAUAGCUAGUUUUCUACAGUAACAGACUUCCAAAUUGAAAACAUGGACCACAUAUCUACACCCGUUUGGCUUUUUAUCUUUACAGGUUUGACUGGCCUGAGUGGUGGCCAGCAGUCCGGGCCCCAGAUGUUCAUGGGCUGUCUGAUUAGCGGGGCUAUAGACAACUGCAUGACGUCACACCUCCCCCAAAUCCACAUAGGAGGACGACUCGCCGACCAGACAAAAAGAAAACUAUUUAUGGAAUCACUGAAACUAAACAAGGAGGAAAUAGAGGAUAUUUGUAGGUAUAGGAGGUCGUACGAGGAGUUUCUGGUCUGUGUGUCCACACUGAAGAGGAACUGCUGGCUAAACAGCGAAGUUCAGAAUCUCUUCAUCGAACGGGAACAAAUCAGCAGGGUGCUCAACUACAUCUGUCAGAACUACACAUACUGGAAUUUCAUUUGCACAUCUGGACAGUUCUUCACGGUUAGCAACUGUGAGCGGGAUUAUGUACGGAACAGAACGGAACAACGCCGGCGCCAAAAUGUUAUGACGACUCGAGGACCAAUCACGAACGAUGAUUCCUAUGAGAGAAUUCGAGACGAAUGCGUGUACGACUGGAAGAAUGUAACACGGAAGAACCAGGACAUCUCGUGUCUAUACAUCAUCUACCAGAUGAUCAUGAUGGCGUCUUCUAUCAUCACCCCUGGAACUAUUUUUCUCCUCGUCACUGGCGCCACCAACAUCGCUUUACCGUCGAUCCCAUUGUAUGGCGCAUUAAUACUGAACAUUAUCCCCAUCGCCAUCUUUGUUCUGCUUGUGUUGUUCGCCAAAAGCGAAACCCAGUUGGCGUAUGCGGGUGUCCUCUCGGCUAUAUACAGCUUGCUGAUGAUGUUGAUUCUGGUGGGACUGAUCCGCCAGGCGGCCGAGUUCGGCUACUGCUCCGUGACAACCAUCUUCCUGACCGCUGUGAUCGCCAUCUUCCUAAUGGCGGCCGUCCUCCACCCACAGGAGUUCACGUGCAUCCUUCACGGCUUCCUCUACUUCCUCUCCAUCCCGUCAAUGUCCAUGGUCCUCAUGAUCUACUCCCUCGGAAACCUGCACGUCGUCUCGUGGGGCACGCGCGAAAAUAAGCAAGCAGCGCCACCUGCCAAACCGGAAGACAACAAGCCAACUGGAAGUAGAGUUGAAGGUUGGUGGGGAAAGUUCAUCGGAAGUCCAGACUCGCGCUCAGGAGGCCGAUCGCUGUGGCUGGAUUCCCUCUUUAAAUGCACGUGUUUCUCAGAGACCGUUGUCAAGGACGACGACAGUAAGUUGAAGGUCAUCAUGUCAAGACUGGACGGUAUCGAGCAGGCGCUAACAGGCGGGAGUGUUUCGAGGUCCGAGUCCGACAGACGGUCACCAGGUGUCACUAGCAGACGAAGGUCACGUCCCGUGUCCGUACACUUCGAUGACAUUCAAGAAGACAGCACGGAAACACAGCAACCAGCAGUGUUCCAGCUGACGUCAGCGGAACCCAUGUGGAUUGAUGAUUCUACCCUUGGCAAUGGACAACUGGAUACACUGAACACCGAGGAGAUGACGUUCUGGGAUGAACUCAUCGAAGAGUAUCUGUACCCAAUAGAGGAAAAUGUCGAGCACAAGAAGGCUAUGCAGACUGAGUUACUCGAACUGAGAAACAGAACCUGCUUGUUCUUCUUCCUUAUCAAUGGCCUCUUCAUCAUCCUCAUCUCCACUUUUCAACUAGUGUCAGAGUCUACCCCAAAUCUGUCCAUUAACCUUCCCUGUGCCACUGGAGACUCAAAUGGACAAAAUUUUGAACCCAUCUCCUUUGCUUUCAUGUUCGUCUUUGGCGUGUUGCUGGUCAUUCAGUUUUUUGGGAUGUUCUUCCACCGGCUGUCUACAUUUCUGCACAUUGCUUCACUCACGAAGAUUAGCGAUAUAAGACGUGCUAUGAAAGGAAAGAAAUCUGAGAAAAUGUUGAAGAACAUGACAGGAGAGGAAGCCGUGCAGCUUGUCAAGGACUUACAGCGACCAAAAGAACAAGAACCAGAAGAGGUUUACACAGUACUGGACUCCACUGAGACCGAUAACAUCAUCGCUGAUCGCGAAAACAACAAAUGGAGGAGACUAGUUAGCCGCAAAAUCGUGGCAAACAAAAUGGCCCGUGCACCUGUUACGAACUACGACAAUGUGUUUAUAGAGAACUUCUCUGACGUAACGGGAGUAGGGCGCAACGGCGCUUCAUCUCUCCAGGGGCCAUCCAGAAAGACACAGAAGUCAGGCAUAUAUUUGAACAAAGUCUCUGUCGAGGCCUUAAGCAAAAUGGCGUCAUCUACAGACAAGGUGAAGCGGUCGCUGGCUCGGAAGGCAACCAUCAUGCAGACGACAAGGAUGAAGAUUGACUCUGCCUCUUCUGAUUCUGGUCCACCGCCUGGACCUGCACAGCGACGAAUUCGCAGACAUCGACUAGAGGCAGGUAAAGUGUCGGGGAAGUAUGAAAACAUCAAGGAGGUGCCCUCUCAUUGAUUGAUUGAACACAUAUAUAAACAUAUAAAAGUAUACUUACAAUAUAUGUAGUGACAGUCUUACAUAAUUGUGUGCGUGUGUGUGUGUGUGAAGGGAGUAUUGUUGGUGCAUUCAAAUUCAAUAGAUUAUCGGUUGAAGCAAAAUGUUGUUAGUAACAUUGACUUCCCUCUGACGGGACUAAUAUAAAUGUGUGAGAGAAGGCUAGUACUGCAUUCAAGUAUUAUGCGACCCUUCUUUACAGAAUAAAACACAAAAUCUGUCCUCGAUUCGAGCGUAGUAAUGAUAUACACACACACACACACGCACGCACGCACACAAACUAAUGUUUUUGUCUCGCCAUAGAGUGAUUCACUGCUAUUUUAAAGACAAUCAAUUGUCAACCAAACCAAGCCUGGGUGUCUCGGUUGGUGUAAGCUGUCGAGGAUUCAGGUGUUAAUAAUAAGUUGCCGGUGUUUGUACAUGGCGAAGAGAAGCGUUAUUUAAUACAUAAUUAAAGACACAGUUUGGUUACCGAUAAAAAAGGAACUGUUCGUUAACGGUUUUUGGUUUUGCUCUGAAACGCAUGGAUCGUGUCAUACUAUGUUGAGCGUUUCUUUCGUUUUAUACGUAUUACAGAGAUGUAUUUCUACACAUUGUAUAUACUUAGUGCUAUUCUGCAUUUACUGUUUUAGUUUCUCAUUUACGUUCUACCAACUUUCUUUAUAUUUAACUUUUUCCAGUUACUUACAUAUACAUACCUUCUGUUUUGGUGUGUUUUUUCUUUUGCCAAUAAAAAAAUACUUGCAUCAUUUCAAAUUCAUCAGAGUAAAUAUUUGCUUUUGUUAUUUACUUAGUUUUACUUAGAUUAAUACGCGAAAUGAAUGUACCAUAGGCGCGGGAAGAUGCAAACAGGUAGGGGGUGGGGUGGAUUGUCAUUUAUAUAUUAAUCAGGCUGUUAAAAAAAAAAAACCUCUUCCUAUUUUUCGGUCUUCAUCCUAUUUGUUUCCACUGUUUCCUCAAAAUACCUACUUUUUUCCUACUUUUUGGUCUUCAUCCUAUUUUUCCUAUGGUUUCUUCAAAAUACCUACUUUUUGUUUUGAUUUGUGAUGUGCAAUUUCAAAAUGCCGUUAUUUUUGUAAACGUAUGCAUAUUGCUUGUAUUUUUAUAAAAGUAAACACAAAUGUCUGAUCUUAUGACAAAAAACCUACAGCAUGUUGGCUGACAUUUGUAGCAUUUACCAUCUCUUCUACGGACAGUAACGUUGGUUCCAUAUUAUAAUUUGUCUGUAUAUCUGGGACUCAAAUGUUAAUUACUAUAAUAUAAAUAUUAUUUUCAUGUUGGAAGCUUUCUUGAUUUUCUGUCAUUGUGAAACUUAUGUCAUGCGUACAUUGUUUUUGAAUGCGUAAUUAAGUCAUUUAACACGUUAACAUGUAGUUUAUGUUAGCAGACAAUAUUUUGUUAAAAGUUUAUGUAACUAAUAUCUAGUGUCUGAAAAAUAAGGUCUGUAACUAUUUUCAAAUUCAGUAUAAUUUGUCAAGUGUUCUAUGUAUGUUAGCUACUAAAAUACUCAGUAGCUUAGACCUUAGAAUAUUUUCAAUGAACAUUACAAUGUCAUUUUUGUGUAUGUAUUAUUGCUUUAAUAUUUCAUGAACAACUUUAUCAUGUUAAUCUGGUUUAGUGUGCUAGAAGAUGCAUCAGCAUUACAUGUAUUGUAUUUGUAUAUUGAUUCAUACAAUUCAACAAUUUCAAAUAAUUGUCGAAUCUAAUUGUUGCAUACGAUUCCUGUUAUACUGGAUACCAAAACUGCAGGUACAAAUUGAGCAUCAGAGACUAUCCUGAGUUUGUUACCAUUGUAACAUAUUUCCAAAUCCUAUUAACAACUACAGUACAUCUUGAAUAGUGUAUUUAAAAUAUCGGUUUCUGUAUUUCGAAUGUGUUUUGGGUCGCCUUAAUAUCUGUUGUAGCUGCAAUAUAUUUUUUGUUCUGGUAUGUAUCAAAUUAUUUGGAGGUAAAAUAAGGAUGUGGCUACGACAAACAUUAGGAUAACAAGAAACAUAUUGUAGGCAAGAUUAUACCAAAUAAAAUCCAUAGGCGACCAUGUUAUCGUUUGUGUUUAAAAACACUACAUGCAAUAUAUCAACCAAACUAUGACCAAUACAUAUCAGUACUACAGCCCCUACCUCAAAGUAUAAACUACAGAAAAUGGUACCUUUCAUGGCUCAUUUUCGGUAUAACCAGAUAGUUUCACAUAAAAUUUGAGUACUUUUUUUUACAGGUACCCCAUACAUGUUCCAAUCACAAGGCUAGUUGACACAGUAGUACUAGAUGAAAUAACAUUGCAUACAUUUGUAGCCCAGAUGAAACUAAUUUUCUUUACAACCAACACACUCAUAUUUAUAACCAAUCACAGGACUGCAUCUCGAACUUUGACCCAGCCGGAAGUUAAUUGGUUUAGUGCUACCUGUAUAUACACGUACUGGCAUUCUAAAAUGUGCUGUUAAUUGAAAACAUCCUACAAUGGUUGCAAACUAGGACAGGUAUGUUCUCAAUAAUAGCUUCUUUCUGGCUUUUUGUUGGUAUUUCAUGCAUUUAUGUAUCCAGUACGAGCAUGUACAAUGUUCUACAUGUGCUGUUUCAGUCCUACUUUUGUUCUACUUUUCUUUCUAUUUUCCUACUUUCGUUCUACUUUUCUAUUUUCCUACUUUUGUCCUACUUGUUCUAUAUUUUCAUUCCUACUUUUGUCCUCGUUUUUCACGAGCUGCUCAACAACCUGAUUAAUUCAUUGUUUUAAGCGGUAAUGCAAACGUUUCAGAUAUACAUAUACAUGUAUAUAUUCCUUGUUUAUUUUACCUGUAUAUAACGGCCACCUGUUCAAUGCAGACAACGACCUCUAUUUUUUGGACCAAAAUUAAUAGUUGAACCUGCUGGCCACAAAAUUACAAAUACCAAUAUUUUUGUUUGUCCAAAAUGGACGGUUAAACUUGCCAUAACGGUCACAAUAUAAAGUUAUUGUUUUACUUAAGUUGAAAUAAAACCGAUACAUACUCCAGUGCAUCAUUAAUCUUAUUUACGUCUUAUUUCUCCCAUCUCUAGCUAUGCAAGACUAAUGUGGUCAUGUAGGAUAGAAAAAGUAUACGCGAUCGGGUGGAAAUUUCGACUCGGGACAAGACUUGCAGAGUCCCAGGGUCGAAAUUUCCACCGCUGAAGGUAUACUUUUUCUAUCCCACACGAACGUAUGCGAUGGAGUCUUUUUCGCCCAUCCAUUCGAUAAAUAAACCAUUAUUUUACACGAACAAACAAAGAUGGCUGAAAAAGUAACUUCUUUAUUUGACCGUUUUAUCAUAAAUAAGUUACAUUAUCAUAUUUACCGCGUCUGUUUAAUGUGUUAAACAUAAUUUAACACAGUAGGAUCUCGUUGGGUCGAUCUCGGAAACGUCGAAUACACCGGCACGCUCGAUUCAAAAACAAAGUCCCGAGUUGCACUUAUACGAUGUUGACCGAAUGGUUAGGUCGAACUACCUAAUGGGUUGAACACUUUCUCGACCACUGACAGGGUUCAAGCCAACGGAAUUCAACUAUACUGAAACAAUGAAAACGCAAAAACUAAUUUUCAUUGCAAAUAACGACAAACUAUUAAUGAAUUGAUGGAUAAUGUAAUAUGACAUUAAUGACUGGUAUUCAUGAGACAUUCACAUGGGAACAUGGCCAG
This is a messenger RNA of Gigantopelta aegis, 6262 nucleotides long. RefSeq names its product chitin synthase chs-2-like. Gene Ontology annotation, molecular function: chitin synthase activity. Lineage: Eukaryota; Metazoa; Mollusca; Gastropoda; Neomphalida; Peltospiridae. The transcript has 7 exons. The record is from RefSeq and is a predicted model, not a curated record. The coding region runs from base 109 to 2574 and encodes 821 amino acids. Gene Ontology annotation, cellular component: cell periphery; cell septum.